GAGAAGAAUGGCGGGGUGGUGCCGCCCCCCCAAGCCUUCUCUGCCUGCCAGAGCCGCGCUUCCCAGGCCUGGGUCCCCGAGGCCCCUUCCUCCUCCCUGCUCGACUCCCUUCCGCAGAGGCAGGUCUGCGGCUUGGCUGAGAACUCAGGGACUGAGGGCGCCCUGCAGCUGUGGGGCCCGCCCCAUAGCUGAAAGCCGGCGGGCCCUAGGGCCCCGCGGAGGAAGGCCCCAGCAGGCGGACCCGCAGCCGAAGCCUCCCGAAGCUCCCAGCCUGUCGCUUCUUCAUUCAGCGUGGGGACGCGCCAGCCCUGCGGCCCGAGCCAGUGCGGGGCUGGUCAUGUAAGGCCCCCAGGCGGUCCUGCCCGCCCGGCGCCCCGCGGAGAGCCUCGUGCAGCCCCGGGCGCCGCCCCUGCCCUGCCCAGACCCCUCCCUGGCCUCGAAAUGCUGUCAUCGGAGGAGCCGUCCCGCUCGGGACAGGGCCAGCAUGGACAAAGCUAGAGCCGGGGCGGGCAAGGAGCCGUCCCGUCCUCGAGGCCGUGGGAAGAGGAGCGCGCGCAGGGGGCCACGCCCGAGAGCCUCCGCGUCCCCCGGGCCUCCGCAGACGGGCCACCAUGGCGCUGGCCCGGGCCCGCUGGCGGCUGGGGGCGCUGCUGUGGGGCGCCUGCCUGUGCGUGGUGGUGCGCGGGCAGCCGGCGCGGCCGGGCCAGGGCUCGGACCCGGGGCGCUGGCGGCAGCUGAUCCAGUGGGAGAACAACGGGCACGUGUACAGCCUGCUCAACUCGGGCUCCGAGUACGUGCCGGCCGGGCCCCAGCGCGCCGAGGGUAGCUCCCGGGUGCUGCUGGCGGGCGCGCCCCAGGCCCAGCCGCGCCGCAGCCAGGGCGGCCCCCGGCGGCGACAGGCGCCGUCCCUGCCCCUGCCCCUGCCCGGGCGCGUGGGAUCGGACACCGUGCGCGGCCAAGCGCGCCACCCCUUCGGCUUCGGCCAGGUGCCGGACAACUGGCGCGAGGUGGCCGUCGGGGACAGCACGGGCAUGGCCCGGGCCCGCACCUCGGUCUCCCAGCAACGGCACGGGGGCUCCGCCUCCUCGGUCUCGGCCUCGGCCUUCGCCACCACCUACCGCCAACCAGGCCCCUACCCGCCGCAGAGCGUGGGCAGCGUGUACCGGCCCACUCAGAAUGGCCGUGGUCUCCCUGACUUGGUCCCAGACCCCAACUACGUGCAAGCAUCCACUUACGUGCAGAGAGCCCACCUGUACUCCCUGCGCUGCGCUGCGGAGGAGAAGUGUCUGGCCAGCACAGCCUAUGCCCCUGAGGCCACCGACUAUGACGUGCGUGUCCUGCUGCGCUUCCCCCAGCGUGUGAAGAACCAGGGCACAGCAGACUUCCUCCCCAACAGGCCGCGGCACACCUGGGAGUGGCAUAGCUGCCACCAACACUACCACAGCAUGGAUGAGUUCAGCCACUAUGACCUGCUGGAUGCAGCCACGGGCAAGAAGGUGGCCGAGGGCCACAAGGCCAGCUUCUGCCUGGAGGACAGCACCUGUGACUUCGGCAACCUCAAGCGCUACGCGUGCACCUCCCACACGCAGGGCUUGAGCCCAGGCUGCUAUGACACCUACAAUGCCGACAUCGACUGCCAGUGGAUCGACAUCACCGACGUGCAGCCAGGGAACUACAUCCUCAAGGUGCAUGUGAACCCCAAGUACAUUGUCUUGGAGUCUGACUUCACCAACAAUGUUGUGAGAUGCAACAUUCACUACACAGGCCGCUACGUUUCCACAACAAACUGCAAAAUUGUCCAGUAA
This is a messenger RNA of Carlito syrichta (Philippine tarsier), 1805 nucleotides long. RefSeq names its product lysyl oxidase like 1 (gene LOXL1). Gene Ontology annotation, molecular function: copper ion binding; protein-lysine 6-oxidase activity. Gene Ontology annotation, biological process: peptidyl-lysine oxidation. The transcript is spliced from 7 exons. The coding region runs from base 612 to 1805 and encodes 397 amino acids. The record is from RefSeq and is a predicted model, not a curated record. Lineage: Eukaryota; Metazoa; Chordata; Mammalia; Primates; Tarsiidae.